AUGCGCGGCGACCUCUCCAACAUCACCGCCUCGCCAUCCGUCCUCGAUACGAAAUCCGCUGCUGCCCUCGUUCUGGGCCGAGAGGCCCUCGAUAUUGGUGGCCCCUGCGGCCGCGGACGAUCCCGCGGAGCGAGCACUGUUGGUGCUGAAAUGUACGCGGGCAGGUCGGAGGCCGAGGGCCUGAAGAAGCCGAUCAAUGCCUUUCUCGGGGAACUUUUUUUGGCUAGGUGGGAAGACGACCGGGAUCAGGAGCAGGACGAGGUCGAGGUCGGGAUUACGAGGCUGGUUAGCGAGCAAGUAAGUCAUCACCCACCUGGAACCGCGUGUCGCGUCUGGAACGAGGAACACGGCGUCACGGCAGAGGGAUAUACUCGCCAGGAGAUCACCUUCACCGGCAGCGUCAACAUACAGCAAAUCGGCCAUGCCAAACUUCAUCUUGCUCGACACCACGAGACAUACCUCAUCCCACUUCCAGACAUAAAAAUCAACGGCAUUUUACAGGUUCUCCGUACCCGGAGUUACACGGCACCCACCACAUCCCGAGCACGAGUGGGUAUACUUCAACCAUCGACUUCAACAGCAGACGAGGUUUCUUCUCCGGCCCUGACAGGAAGCACACUUUCGAGGCCAGCGGCGGUGGGACGGCCAGUUCGUUAUCCGCGACUGCAGACAGAACGUCGACAUCGAGAAUUCGACGUAACAACGGCGAGAACCACGCCGCUGAUCACCGACCCAAUCGAGGAGCAGGACCCGUGGGAGUCGCGUCGAGCGAUCGAGAACGGCCAGAGAGAGAUGCGUAAAACGGACAGCGACGGCAGAAACUGGAAGCGACUGUUCUUCGAGCCCAUAUCGAGGGCGGAUGAAGUCGUAGAGGCGUUGGCGGGGAUGGUCGGGUUGACUCUCGACCCCGAAGAUACGGUGGCGGCCUGGAAGUUUCGGCGGAGAGAGUGGAGGGAGGGAGCGUUCGGGAAGCCAUAUCACGGGAAUCUGAUGCCAGACAAUAGUACGCAGGCCAGGGCGGGUGAAGGGGGGGAAAAGGUUGUCGUCGACGGAGUUCACCUGGUGGCUCGUUCGCAGAGGAGUCUGCUAAGCGGGGAGCAGAGAGAUAUUCCACCGGCACGCACCAGUUCCCAGAUCAACGGUUCUCCUCCUUCACCUCAACCGGAGACUUCUACCCAGACGGAGGUGAAGAAGAGCAUUGUCCGAGACAUGAAUGCGAGAGAGAAAGCCCAAGUCGAAGAGUUUCUCAGAGACAAACAUUCAAGCAAGAGGCGGUGA
This is a messenger RNA of Cladophialophora bantiana CBS 173.52, 1278 nucleotides long. RefSeq lists its product as uncharacterized. NCBI's taxonomy places the organism in Eukaryota, Fungi, Ascomycota, Eurotiomycetes, Chaetothyriales, Herpotrichiellaceae. Bases 1 to 1278 code for a protein of 425 amino acids. The record is from RefSeq and is a predicted model, not a curated record. Gene Ontology annotation, biological process: piecemeal microautophagy of the nucleus; exocytosis; endocytosis. Gene Ontology annotation, cellular component: membrane; cytosol; intracellular membrane-bounded organelle. The transcript has 6 exons. Gene Ontology annotation, molecular function: oxysterol binding.